Messenger RNA from Lytechinus variegatus (green sea urchin), 1434 nucleotides. RefSeq lists its product as uncharacterized. Bases 1 to 1434 code for a protein of 477 amino acids. The record is from RefSeq and is a predicted model, not a curated record. The transcript is spliced from 2 exons. Lineage: Eukaryota; Metazoa; Echinodermata; Echinoidea; Temnopleuroida; Toxopneustidae.
AUGUCAAACGCAUCUGUAUCAUUCUUUGUUUCAGAACUCAACGUGACCCUCUAUAACAUUACAGUAAACGUGUGUGAACAUCAUCAAACUUGCGAUGAUAUUGGAUGUGGCGUCUCGAACAGUACCGUGUGCAAUUGUGACGAUGCUUGCGUCGGGUAUGGGGAUUGCUGCUGGGACUUCGCUACAACGUGCAAUCGCCGUUAUAUUGACUAUGUUUACGACCGGGAAGUCGGUCUUACGACGUGUGAGAUUGUUAUUGCCAAUUCACCUCGACAUUCGAUGCAAUCGUACUUUAUGGUCGGACGAUGUCCCACCGACUGGCUUAUCACGGAAACUCGCGAACUAUGUGAGCGAUACGAUCAGAACGACAGUGUCAUUCAUUGGCUUCGAGUUGACAACCAACAGGGGAUCACGUUCAAGAACAUCUUCUGCGCCUUUUGCAAUGGGAUGGAACCACGUGACGUCACAAGCUGGACAGUCUUCGGGAAUUGUUCGGAAGAGAAUAUAAACGUUUCGUCUUCAUGGUCACAUUUGCAAGAGAAAUGUAGCGACCUAGAAAUGAAACCUGCGAAUCCACUAAUCCUUGCCAAAUUAAGAACUUGUUCGUGUUGUGUUCCCUAUAAAAAUCCCAACGAGGAUGCUGCAUUAUGUGGAGAAUCCGUAGCGGAUUCGUCAUCUUCAAAGGCCUGUGCAUUGUACAAGGCACCUAUUACCGUUGGGCGCAGGAAAUACAACAAUCCUCAUUGCUUGCAGUGUGAUAUCUCUCGCAAUAACAUCGACAGUAAUAUUCAUGGUGGAACACCGUCACAAGACGUUUGCCAACGAGAACGUUCUGGACCUAGUUCAGAAUAUAUAGAAAGUGACGUUUUUACCUAUAGACUUCACUUCGUAGUACCAGUAUCAAUCUUCUUCGACCUUCCUACUAUAGAAACACUUUUUAAGAUAACCAAGAAAGAGUCAUUCGAGCAAAAUGUGAAAAGCUGUGAGAAGGGAAGUCUGGAGAGCUCGGGAUUUGAUGAUAAAUGUGACUUUAAAGCAACAAUUGAUGAUUUAUGUGAUAAUACCACGUCACAUGGCUAUGAAAUAACGGCAGAGAUUCGAUUGAAUAAUGAACGUGUCCAAAAUAUAAACGAAAGUACAGUGUUGUCCUCACUACUAUACUUCCUAGAGGAUCUUUUCAAAGUUCCACUAAAUAAAUUUCAAGUUCUUGAUAAUUUAGCGUUUUGUUUUCCUAGAAAUGGCGGUACAAUUUCCACGCCUCUCUCGAAAAGAUGUAAAUCGGUCUUAAAUGUAACAGUAUGGCUUGAUUACAGUGAAUAUGGACGUUAUUUUGAUGACUUGAUUUCAGAUAUAAAUAUAAACUCUGUUAUCGCUCCUGCUGAUUUUAUUCCCCGGCAACUAGAUCGAGAUUGUCCAAUCUGGACGAUGCUUUAA